AAAACCGAAAUCGACCUGAUUUCAUCAUCCAACCACACGCGACUCUGAAGCCUCCCCGCGAAGAGCUGUUGAGAACGCGACGACGAAGUUUAAGCAACUUUGUCGAAAACCAAAAGGUUAAUUUUUGUACCACUUAAACAGCUACUCUGUAGCAAACAGCCGCAAAGAUGGCUUCGACCAACAAGCAAGGCAAGAUGGCCGGUUACAUCAACUACCGGAUGCGUGUCACUCUUAACGAUGGCCGCCAGAUGACCGGACAGAUGCUUGCCUUCGAUAAGCACAUGAACCUCGUCCUCGCCGAUGCCGAAGAGUUCCGCCGCAUUAAGCGGAGACAAAACAAGCCCGCCGCCCCUGGCUCGUCUGCCCCCGCCGCCCAGACCGUCGAACAGGAGGAGAAGCGCACAUUGGGUCUUACAAUCAUCCGUGGCGCCCAUAUUAUCUCGCUCUCCGUCGAGUCGCCUCCCCCCGCGGACCCGAGCGCUCGUCUUGGAAAAUCGACUGGUGGAGGACUUGCUUCCACGCUCCAGGCUGGUCCUGGUGUUGCUCGGCCUGCUGGGCGCGGUGCUGCCGCUCCUAUCUCGCUCGCCGGACCCGCCGCUGGUGUUGGCGGCGCUGCGCCUCCCCCGCCGUUCCCCGGGUUUCCCGGUGCUGCACCCCCCGGAUUCCCCGGUCGUGGUGGCCCUCCUCCUCCCGGCUUCCCUGUCUUCCCUCCUGCGGCUGGCUUCCCCGGUGCCCCUGGCUUCCCCCCUUCGUUCCCUCCUCCGGGCGCUGGUGGCCCCGCUGGCUUCAAUCCGCCCCCGCGCAGAUAAGGAGGUUGACCGUUCGACUUUACCGUUAAUUUACCAAUCCAAUCCGAUGGUGUAUUGUGUCCGAGACAUGCUAGAACUCUCCUGCAUGAAGCGGGCUUGGAUGAAAGCAAAUGAAGCUCUGCCCUGGUUUAAGAGGUGUGGAUUUUAUGCUGGCGUUUAGGGGGUUCAAUGAAAACAUUUGUUUAGAGCGGGAUAAAUACCUGCGUUUCAAGCAUGAAUCAGGGAUAUAGCAUUGCAAAAACAUGGCCAAUAUCAAUACAGAUUAUGAACACCA
Molecule: messenger RNA, 1083 nt
Organism: Neurospora tetraspora
Lineage: Eukaryota; Fungi; Ascomycota; Sordariomycetes; Sordariales; Sordariaceae
Exons: 5
Coding region: 168-809 (213 amino acids)
Biological process (GO): mRNA splicing, via spliceosome
Cellular component (GO): U5 snRNP; cytoplasm; U1 snRNP
Molecular function (GO): RNA binding
Source: RefSeq, a predicted model, not a curated record